CACUACUUGGUGGGUGUUACCGGUUCAGAUGGCAAUGGUAUUGAGUCGCAAUUGUUCGUGAUGGAUAUGAAUACUGGAAAAGCGAGUACUUUUGCGAAGGGUAUAGAGAAUGCACACGCUCUCGAUGUGUCUGACGAUGGUACCGUAUAUAUCGCGCAAAUUGGACCCAAUCAAAUCGUCAAAAUGUCACUGAAAGAUCAACUCUACUGA
Messenger RNA from Anisakis simplex (herring worm), 210 nucleotides. NCBI's taxonomy places the organism in Eukaryota, Metazoa, Nematoda, Chromadorea, Rhabditida, Anisakidae. The record is from the annotation of a GenBank genome assembly.